ACAAGGGUCUUACAUGGAUCUUCCUGCUGCAACGAUAUCGGAAAUGAUGAAAUCAAACAGCUUGGAUAAUGCCCCAACCCAGUCACUAUUAAGCGUUGUCAAUGGUAUUUUGGAUGAAAGCAUCGAUAGGAAGACUGGAGAAAUACCUCAUCGAGUUGCUUGCCUACUGAGGAAAGUGGUUCAGGAGGUUGAACGAAGGAUAUGUACUCAAGCAGAACAUUUGAGGACGCAAAACAAUCUUUUUAAAGCACGUGAGGAGAAAUAUCAAUCAAGAAUUAGAGUAUUGGAAGCCCUUGCUGCAGGGACUAGUGAAGAGACCCAGAUUGUCAAGAACCAACUCCAGCAAAUUAAGAACGAGAAGAACAAAAUAGAAGAGGAAAAGAAAGUGGAGGAUCAAAAAGAGAAAAUCAAAACUAAUCAACAGAUAACAAAUUUGAAGCAACAACUAGAGUGUUCGAAGAAUGACACUAAAGAGAAAAAGGACUUACAGAGCAGAGAUGUAGAAGUUGUAAAGCUCAUGAAUGAGAAAGAUGACCUCGACAAAGAGAUAGCAAGUUUGAAACAACAAUUGCAGUGUUUGAAAGCCAAAACAGAAGACAGUAGUAAUGAAAUGAAGAAUCAAGAUAUUGUAAGGCUGAUGAAAGAGAACGAUGAUCUCAACCAGGAGAUUGCAAAUUUGAGGCAACAGUUGGAGUGUUCAAACAGUAAUACGGAAGAGAAAAAGGAAGAGAAGGAUCAGAAUAUGGAAAAAUUGAUGAAAGAGAAUGAUAAGCUCAAUCGAGAUAUAGUAAAUUUGAGGCAACAGAUGGAGAGUUCUACGAAUAAAACAGAAGAGAGAAAAGAAGCACAGGAUCAAGAUAUGUUAAAUGUAUUGAAAGAGAAAGAGGAUCUCAAUAAAGAGAUAACAAAACUGAGGCAACAGAUGGAGAAUUCUAAGAGCAAAACAGAAGAGAGAAAGGAAGCAAAGGAUCAAGAUAUGGUAAAUGUGUUGAAAGAGAAAGAGGAUCCCAAUAGAGAGAUAACAAAUUUGAGGCAACAGAUGGAGAGUUCUAAGAGCAAAACAGAAGAGAGAAAGGAAGCAAAGGAUCAAGGUAUGGUAAAUGUGUUGAAAGAGAAAGAUGAUCUCAGUAGAGAGAUAACAAAUUUGAGGCAACAGUUGGAGAAUUUGAAGAAAAGAGCAGAAGAGAGAAAGACAGAAAAUGAUCAAGAUACAGAAAAAUUGAUAAAAGAAAAUCAUGAUCUCAAUAAAGAGAUAGCAAAUUUGAGGCAACAAAUAGAGAUUUCAAAAAAGAAAGUGGAAGAGAGAAAGGAAGAUAAAGACCAGGAUAUGUUGAAGCUAAUGAAAGAAAAUGAUGAUCUUAAUAGAGAGAUAGCAAAGUUGAGGCAGCAAAUAGAGAGUUCGAAAAACAAAACUGAAGAAAGAAAGGAAGAGAAUGAUCAGGGUAUGGAAAAACUAAUGAAAGAAAAUAAUGAUCUCAAUAGAGAGAUAACAAAUUUGAGGCAACAAAUGGAGAGUUCGAAAAACAAAAUGGAAGAAAGAAAGGAAGAGAAUGAUCAAGAUAUGACAAAACUGAUGAAAGAAAAUGAUCUUAACAGAGAGAUAGCAAAUUUGAGGCAACAAAUAGAGAGUUCGAAAAACAAAUCGGAAGAAAGAAAGGAAGAGAAUGAUCAAGAUAUGACAAAACUAAUGAAAGAAAAUGAUGAUCUUAACAAAGAGAUAGCAAAUUUGAGGCAACAAAUAGAGAGUUCGAAACACAAAAUGGAAGAAAGAAAGGAAGAGAAUGAUCAAGAUAUGGCAAAACUGAUGAAAGAAAAUGAUGAUCUUAACAGAGAGGUAGCAAAUUUGAGGCAACAAAUAGAGAGUUCGAAAAACAAAACGGAAGAAAGAAAGGAAGAGAAUGAUCAAGAUAUGGCAAAACUGAUGAAAGAAAAUGAUGAUCUUAACAGAGAGAUAGCAAAUUUGAGGCAACAAAUAGAGAGUUUGAAAAUCAAAACGGAAGAAAGAAAGGAAGAGAAUGAUCAAAAUAUGGCAAAACUAAUGAAAGAAAAUGAUGAGCUUUGCAGAGAGAUAGCAAAUUUGAGGCAAGUUGUGGAGGAUUUGAAGAACAAAGCAGAAAAGGGAGAGUUGAAGGAUAAGGAUAUUGAAAAUUUAAUGAAAGAAAAAGAGAAUCUCAAUCAAGAGAUAGCAAAUCUGAGGCAACAACUUCAAAGUAUGAAGGAUAAAACAGAAGAGAUCGAGAAAAUGAGGCAGCAAGACGUGGAAAAAUUGGUUAAAGAAAAAGAUGAACUCAGUCAAGAAAUGGAAAGUUUGAAGCAAAACAUGGAAGUGGAUAGAAAAUCAAGUGAAGAAAAAUUAUCGACAAUGGCAGCUGAAGCUGAAAAAACUCAACGUGAGCAAGAGGAGAAACUAAAGGAAAUGGAGACAUUGCUAACAGAGGCAAGAAAUAAAGCGAAAAUGCUCGAGGCAUCCUUAGAAGAAAAGGCUAAACAAUGGAACAAGAAAAAUCAUAUUUAUCAUAUAUUCACAGACUUUCAGCUUGGUGCUCUUCGGGAACUAAGAUUUGCAUCACAAUAUAUCCAGCAAGAGAUUGCCAGAACAAAAGAAAGCUAUUCGGAAGAAUUUGUGACAUUAGGAUCUAAAAUCAAGAUACUGGAUAAUGCGGCAAAAAAUUAUCAUCCACUCCUUGCUGAAAAUCGAAAGCUGCAUAAUGAACUACUAGAGAUAAAAGGAAAUAUAAGAGUCUUUUGUCGAGUGAGGCCAUUCCUUCCGGGGCAGAAAGGAAAACAAACUAUUGUUGAGUACACUGGUGAGGAUGGAGAGUUAAUAGUUACGAAUCCUGCUAAAAAAGGAAAGGAAGGUCGCCGUUCUUUCAAGUUCAAUAAAGUGUACGGUCCGACUGCAACACAAGCUGAAGUAUUUUCAGACAUACAACCAUUAAUUCGAUCGGUUGUGGAUGGAUACAACGUGUGUAUCUUUGCCUAUGGCCAGACCGGUUCCGGGAAAACCUAUACAAUGACCGGUCCCGAUGGAGCAACUGAAGAACAAUACGGUGUCAAUUACCGGGCUCUAAAUGAUCUUUUUCGCCUUUCACAAGGUAGGGAAAGCACUUUCUCAUAUGAAGUUUCCGUCCAAAUGGUGGAGAUAUACAACGAACAAAUUCGCGAUUUGCUCACUAGUGAUGGUGCUCAAAAGAAGCUCGGCGUCUUAAACAGCUCAAAACCCAACGGUUUGGCUGUCCCGGAUGCAAGUAUUCAGCCCGUCAACUCGACCUCAGAUGUAAUGUCACUAAUGGACAUUGGCCUAAAUAACAGAGCAAAAGGUUCCACUGCCAUGAAUGAAAGAAGCAGUAGAUCACACAGUAUUGUCUCCAUUCAUUGCACCGGAACUGAUCUAAAGAGCGGCUCGUCUCUACGAGGUAAUCUUCAUUUAGUAGAUCUUGCAGGAAGUGAAAGAGUAGAUCGUUCGGAGGUGACGGGUGACCGCCUUAAAGAGGCACAACAUAUAAACAAAUCCUUAGCCGCACUCGGGGAUGUCAUAUUUGCUUUAUCACAAAAGAACAACCAUGUUCCUUAUCGAAACAGCAAGCUAACACAAGUCCUUCAGAGUUCACUAGGAGGUCAUGCAAAGACACUUAUGUUCAUCCAGCUUAAUCCUGACAUUGAUUCGUAUACCGAAUCCGUAAGUACCUUAAAAUUUGCUGAAAGAGUUGCUGGAGUCGAGCUCGGUGCAGCUAAAAGCAACAAAGACGGCAAGGAUGUAAGGGAAUUGAUGGAACAGGUUGCCUCUUUGAAAGAUACUAUAGCAAAGAAAGACGAAGAAAUCGAGACGCUACAGCAGACGAAAGAUUCUACUUGAGCUAGUGAAGACAGUCAAGAUAACUGGUGGCUGUAAAGAGGUCACUCCAGCUCGGGACAACCCGAGCAAGCCAAGAUCAUCGAUGAUGAGUAAGUACAUACAUUCGAUUACCAUUUUAGAAGUAUGUCAGAGAAACUCUAAACUACGUAAGUUGAUCUAUACAUUAUGCCUAAUUUUGACACGAACAGUCGAUCAAACUCACAAGAAUAGUUCUAUUUUCCGGAACUCAAUUGUAACCGGUGAAGAAAUCGACUAAGGAGUCUCCCUAGGACUCAAUCUGGUAUGGAUAUAUGCAUAACAUUGAUCAUAUUAUGAAUUUUUGGAUAGGCAAAUUUUGUUUAUUAGUUCAAUCAGGAAAUUUGUAAAAUUUGUUGUUUCAUGAAAUUGGAUAGAAAGUUUUGAAGUGUGU
Messenger RNA from Andrographis paniculata, 4265 nucleotides. RefSeq names its product kinesin-like protein KIN-14C. Gene Ontology annotation, biological process: microtubule-based movement. Bases 14 to 3856 code for a protein of 1280 amino acids. The record is from RefSeq and is a predicted model, not a curated record. NCBI's taxonomy places the organism in Eukaryota, Viridiplantae, Streptophyta, Magnoliopsida, Lamiales, Acanthaceae. Gene Ontology annotation, molecular function: microtubule motor activity; microtubule binding; ATP binding. The transcript is spliced from 16 exons.